Molecule: messenger RNA, 5616 nt
Organism: Microplitis mediator
Lineage: Eukaryota; Metazoa; Arthropoda; Insecta; Hymenoptera; Braconidae
Product: zinc finger protein 879-like
Exons: 4
Coding region: 477-2924 (815 amino acids)
Biological process (GO): regulation of transcription by RNA polymerase II
Cellular component (GO): nucleus
Molecular function (GO): zinc ion binding; DNA-binding transcription factor activity, RNA polymerase II-specific; RNA polymerase II transcription regulatory region sequence-specific DNA binding
Source: RefSeq, a predicted model, not a curated record
AUUGUAACUAUAACUGUCAUCUAACAGUCAAGGGUGGUUGCUCUAUUAGAAUUUGGAUUUACGACUUAUUUGAUUUCUCCGAGUUACUGCAGUGAAAUUCUGGCGGUCUAUACAACUGAGCAAAUUUGUCACUAAUGAGAGUGAAUGAGAGAGCACUCUGAAACUGAACAGUAGCUCACAACGCAUGGCGGAGAAAUACGACAAAAAUUUCAGGACAGAUGAGAACCGUAAAUACUCGAAUCAUUACAUAUGUAUUAUAUUGGUCCGAGUAUACUGACACAUGUAAGAAAUAGUAUAUUCUCAUUUUAGCAUUUGAAAAUUGAUGCUUUAUUUCAGUUUUAAAUAUUUUUUUCGAUUAUUAUUGAUUGUGUAAAGGUUUUGAAUUGGUAUGCUUUUACCUAACAUUCAUGCCUCUGUAAAAAAAAAUUUCUGUCAAGUAAUCAAGUGUUAUCGAAAAGAACAGAAUUGUUAAUAAAAUGACAGAAAAAUGUCAUGAAAUUAAUAUGGAUAACAGGUGUCGUAUUUGUUUAAAUGACGGAAACAGUAUGAUGGAUAUCUUUAUACCCGAAAUAUUAAUGAAAAUAAAAGAAUUUACAGCGUCAAUAUCUAUUAUCAUCGAUGACAAUGAUAAUUUACCAAAAAACAUUUGUCACAUUUGUCUCUAUAAAUUAGAUAUGUGUCAUGAGUUUAAACAACAAUUAUUAAAUUCAAACAAAUUAUUGAAAAAUUUAUUAAAGCGUCGUGAUUUGUCUAACGCUGAGAAAAAUACUGUUGUAAUCAAUAGUAAUGACGGUGAAGACCUGAUAAGUGACCGUGAUCUAACACAAUUGGGCAAUGCAUUACCACAAAUCGAUUGCCACCCACUUGAAGCAUCUACAUCUGCGGUUACAAACAACGAAAACCUUGAAACCGAGACUCAGUCCGUAUUUGCAUCGACAGUGAUGAAAAAUAAAGUAGGAAAUUCUUCCGAAGGACAACAAACAAAAUUGUCACCAAUGAAAACUCGACAGCUCGGCGUACGACGUACUAAUGAACAACGAAUGGCAUCAACUCAACGUUGGGUAGCUAGAAAGCGAGCAUUAUUAGCUGCUACUGGUGAAAAUGAUUCUGAUACAGAUUCUAUAAAUUCUGAUGCAACGUUGAAAUUAUUGCCGUUAAAGAGACCGCGUAAAUCUCUUCAUUACAUUGACAAUGAAAAUAAUCAGUUUAAAUCGCAAUCUGUGCAGUCUGAAUUAGUGAUGGGUGAUGCUAUAUUUGUUGUAACAUCAACAUUAUGCUUAUCUGAAUCACCAUAUUUUAAUCAGUUUUCAAAUAAUAUGAAAUUAUCGUUAAGUCGUAAAAAUAAUAUUGUAACUCAUGAACAACAAAACAUGGACAUUAUAAAUGCUCUGCAACUUCGUCGCAUUAACUCAUCAAAUAAAGAUUUAAUGUAUGAUAGAAAAUUUCUAGAGCGAUGUUUGAAUAUUGAAGUUGAAGGUACUGAAUUAGAAACACUACAACGUAUACAGUUUGAACUAGCAUCAUUCGUCGAAAGUGAUAUAAAAAAGAAAUUGAUUGAUGAAGAUGAUCUUUGUGAAAAGACUGAUAAAACAGAUAUUAAACCACAAGAUUCACUUCAAUCUUUAGAAGAACAGUUGAAAAUGAUUGUUGAGAAAGCUAUUAAAAAAAAUUUAAAUAGAUCUCAAGGAAUUAAAUGUACGAAAAUGAAUCAAACUACUGAAUUUCAUAGCAAUAAAACAUUUUCUGCCGCAUUUAUUAAAGCUGCCAUGAAUUCACAAAUUUUCCAACCAAAAGUUGUCUUGAAUCGCCUUGAUUUAAAAUUUAUAUCUUUUGUAGAAAACAAUAAAAACAUGUACAAGUUGACAAAACAACCGUUAACAGAUUUUAGUUGUUUCGAAAAUCAAGUAUCCAACAAUAAGAGUAAUAACCGUAACUAUGAAUCCAACGCUGAAAUAUUAAAAACUCACAACAGAAGUAUGAAAAAAUUGCAAAGACAUAAUAGUGAAGUAACAAAUCUACGUAACGAUAAUUUACUCGAAAAAAGACAUAUUUGUGGAGCUUGUGGUAUGUCAUUUAAUAGUAAAUUACAAGUAGAAGAGCAUUUUAUUGUUCAUAAAAAAAAACAAAUGCUAUUACAAAAAUCUAAGAAAAAAAUGAUGCGGUGUAAAAAAUGUCAUCAAAUUGUAGAAGCUGAUUUCGUUAAAACACACAUUUGUGAGUCAUUACUAUCUAAACAUUAUUUCAAAUGUCAUAAAUGUAAUACUAUAUUUCGUACUAAAGACUUAUUGUUAGAGCAUCAAAAAGUUUAUCAAACUAAUUCAAAAGUUAUGAAUGUUUCGAAUGUUGCAUUAAAAAGUCCUUAUUCAUGUUUUAUUUGUGACAAAAAAUUUACAAAUGAUGACUUAUUAAAAGAACAUUUGCAAAAUCAUUGUAACGACGUCAAUGAAGAACAUAAUACUAUUGGUAAUGAUGAAAAAUUGUAUCAAUGUGCUAUUUGUGGUCAUGCGUUAGAUACAGAAGAGAAACUAGAAAAUCAUGUUGAACAACAUUUAUUUGAUGAUGCAGAUGAUAACCCAAGUUUAAUAACUAUAGUUCAAACUAGUAACAAAAAAAAUUCAAGUAAAAUUCAACCUGAUGUAAUACAUUCAUGUUUUCAGUGUGGUGAAAAAUUUGACACAAAUGUAAAAUUAGCAUUGCAUAUGCAAGUACACGAAGAAGAAGAGGCAAUUAUUAAAUGGCAACAGGAUGGUUUUCAAACGCAAAAUAAUUAUUACACAUGCACUAUUUGUGACAAUCCUUUCUAUAAUAAACAAGAGUUGGAUGAUCAUUUAAAUCUUCACAAUAAUGCUUCAUGUACUUGUAUACUAUGUGAUCGACCUUUUUUGACUUUGGCUGAACUCCAAAGUCAUGUUGAUACUCACUAAUUUUGUAAGAGUUUAUUUAUAUAAAAAUUACUGUUAUUUCAGUAUACUUUCAUACUUAUUUGAUUGAUCAAUGUAUAGUAUGUUACUGUUUUGUUGACACUGAAAAUAAAAUGUUAAUUAAAAAUUAACUAUGGAUUAGUAGUAGGAAAUAAACCAAUAGAAUUGAAAAUUCCAUGCAAAGGUAUAAGUUUACGAAUGCAAUCAUUUUUUUUUAUUAAGUUAUUGAGUGUAUUGAGAAUCAUUACAAAUUUCGUAAUAGUUUGAUUUCUACAUUUAAGAUUUUACAGUUUGAUAUUUUCAUUCUUUGGUAAUCGUAUAGAAUUCACGUUCGACCUGAUUUUAACCAGCAUAAAUCCAAUUUUGUAGAUAUUGCUUUGAAACAAGGUCUUUCAACAAGUACACUCCAACUUCGUUAUGAAAUUAAAUCGGCACGGUAGGAGAAAGAUUUUCGAGAAUUCGGUUCUGUCACUAUCAGACCCUGCUAUAAGACUAUCGAUGUUUUGUUUUGUAAAAAAGCGAUUUUGGGGAGGUAAUUUCAAUAAAAACAAAAAAAAAUAAGUGUACGUGUACUCAUGUACGUGCGUUAGAAGUUAUACUUCUUUGACGAAGUUAAAAAAUACUUUUUUAUUUGCAUACAAAUAAUUCAUUACAACAAAAUGAUGAAAAAUUGAAGUGACAUCCCUGAUUACAAGAAACGAUUCAAAACAAUCCAAAACGAUUCAAUUUUACUACGUACUAUAUAGACAUGCAUUCGUCAACGAGUGAAUCAUUUUGUUUAAUGAGGGAUCGUAAAUACAGUUGAUACGAUUCAAAUUCUAUCAAAUAAUUAAACUGUAAAAUCAUUUGAUAGUUGUAAAUGAUGGUGGUAAAAAUUUUGUCACAAACUUUUUCAACCGCUCUGAUAUAAUUAAGAUUAAUCGUCCGUAUUUAUUAUUUAUUGAUAUUAUAAAUUAUCAUAUUAGAUGGUGAAAGUUUUUUCUAAUUAAUUAUUUAUUAAAUAAUAUUGUAAUUUAUAAUAUCAAUAAAUAAUACGGAGAGACGGUUAACCUCAAUUAUGUUGAAACACUUAAAAAAUUUAAGUAACAAAUUUUUGACCUUCAUAUUCACAGAUAUUGAAUGAUUCCAAUGAUUUUCUCCAAUAUUCAUUAUCAAUCACUACUGUAUAUAAUCAAUAACCACAUAUAUAAUUUGUAUUUGUAUUGAAAUAAAACGUGUUGCGUAUUUAAAUACACGUAAAUAAAUAGUAUUUGCCGCUCAAACAAGUGAAUGGUCCACUACUAGUGCAGCCAGACAGGGUUGGGAAUUGACACGAGGCGCAGUUUAAAAAUAUGUCGGGCAAUAGCUUACACUUAUAAAUGCGUAACCCAUGUGAUAGUAGCGUAAAUAAAUGAACAGCCAAAACAAAAAAAUGUAUAUGUUGUCUUUGUGUACAAACGUCUCAUAUGAAAGAAAACCCCAUGAAAUUAAUGCGAAAAUCUAAAAAAUUACAGAAUAAUAAAAAUAUUAUUAUAAUUAAUAUUCAAUUACUUGAAAAAACAUUAAUGUUUCAAGUUUUUAAGAUUUAGGUUAAACUUUACAAACUUAUCUAGAAAUAUAUAAUUGUCUUUUUUUUAAAUGUAAGGAGCAAAUAUUCAUUUAAGGAGUAAUUUUGUUUAUUUUUAAUAACUUUUUCCACGCAUUUAAUUUAUCAACUUUUUCCAAAUUAUCAAAAAAAUUUUCUAAUAACACUAAACGAUUACCAGCCUCCGGAAGUAUAUAGAAAACGGCGUUUAAAUUUUUAUUUGCUUUACUUCGUAAUAUUUUUUCUAGUCAACUUUUGAAGUGAAUUUGCAUUCUAAUUCGGGUAGUAAUUUUACGUCAAAUUGUAUAGCAAGUUGUAGAUAAAUUGUCGUCAAAAACGGAAAAGUCCGAAGUUGACGGAAAUUUGACGAAUAAUUUAAGGAAAGUUUUGUGAGUAACCCUGAUAGCCACCUUAACCGUAAGUUAACUGCAAGCUACUGCUGUAUUCUAAAGGCAACUUCAAGGAAAGUGUUCGAGAGCAAGCAGUUAUCUUCAAGUUGACAAUAAAUUGUCUGUAAGCUUGAAUUCAAUUUAACAAGUGUUAUAUUACUGUCAGACAAUAACGUUAAGUUGAAUGAAAGUUUCACUUCAAAUUGACGGCAAGUUUUUCUGUCAAAUUACAUUCAGAUGACGGCAGUAGAUUUGCAUCAACUUGCACGCAAGUCUUUUCCAGCCAAGGCUUGCCGGAAACUUGUCGUUAAGUUAGCCGAAAAUGUUUCACUGCAGAACUUGCGAAGUAAUUGUAUUUAGAGUGUGGCUAUCAGGGAAACUUUUGCUAAAGCAAACUGUGCUAUUAGGGGAGUUUUAUAAUUCUAUGACUAAUUUUCUAAUGCACAUGCGCAAUGCUGCCAGAUCGUGAGAUAUCUUUGCCCCCUCCCAGCAUUAGACGACAUGCUAUUUCUCCACGGGAAGGGGAAAAAAUAUCCCACAACUGGCUGUCCUGCACAAGAGUGGUGGAAAGUCAUUUUCUUGCUGCGGCAACCGUAACAUCGAUUUUUAUAAUUAAACUUAACCAACAAGUUACUCCAUUAUCUUAGUACAACGAUUUAUAAAGUUAUCUAAUCUCUUUGAGUUGUCCAAUUUAAAUUAUUCAUGAUGUUGUCUCGAUUAUUACGACCAGUUGGUCGCAUAA